AUGGCUCCUCCGCCCCGCCGUUUCCCCACCGCCGCCCAAAUCAAGCGGCUGCACAUCAUGUUUGUCGCAAACGCGCCGCCGAGCCGACCGGCGCUGCUGGAAUCAACCAUCUCAACGUUCAUCAAAACCGCGCACUCGAAGGAGCACGAGAAGCAGCGAGAUCCAUUCCAACUGGCAGCGAUUCUCGCCAAGCAGAUGAUGGAGAGCCGCGCCUUCGCCGACGGCAACAAGAGCACGGCGCUCCUCGCAGCCAACACGUUUAUCAUAUUGAACGGAUAUAUGCACGCCUACAGAUGGGGCAUGUGGCUUAUGACACCAAAACCGCUGGGACCUGACCGCACCAAGAGUCUCGCCAAUGCACAUGUCAAAGUUGCGAGAGGCGAACGGUCAGCUAGAGAGCUGGGCUGGUAUUACAAGAAAGCAGCGGAAGACCCUAUCUCGGUCAGAGCGUACGAGCCGGAAUGGAACGAAGAAGAACAAGAGUACAUCCAUACUCCCGAUCCUCCGCUAAUGGAGACGAUGGAUAAGGUGUGGAUGAAAAGGGAUCAGUGUCAUCCUCUUCGGGGGGUUCCUCGAUUAUAA
Molecule: messenger RNA, 582 nt
Organism: Lasiodiplodia theobromae
Lineage: Eukaryota; Fungi; Ascomycota; Dothideomycetes; Botryosphaeriales; Botryosphaeriaceae
Product: DOC family protein
Exons: 1
Coding region: 1-582 (193 amino acids)
Molecular function (GO): kinase activity
Source: RefSeq, a predicted model, not a curated record